ACAUAUUCAGUCUCAUGCAAGAGUAAUUCAGUCAUUUCUUAUAAAAGAUAAGCCGAGUGACUUUAAUGCACAGGACCAACACUACAGAAGGUCAGGUGUUGACAGCUGCAGGGCAGACUCACAACUUCAAACCCACCGGGAUGAUAAAUGCAAACUACCUAAGCAUAAAUAACUCUCAAUUUCCACUUCCUCAUUCCCUCUCAAUUCUUGUAUCAUCAUCACAUUAUUAUCUCUACCAGGCUUUCUCCGUCUCACUACCUUAGUCUCCGUCUCCGGAUCCGGGUGUCCAAGACUAGACCCCGCCUGCUGCCCGCCGCCCGCCCGGACCUCCGCAUCUCCGCCCCGGAGCUUCUUCAAUCAUUCACCUUGGCCAAAUCAUUGGUCACAGCCUGGAUUGCGUUCACUUCAAAACCCCUAAACAAAAUGGCUACACCUGCCAACACUGCUGCUGAGGCCCUCGCUUCUGAGCAGACAUACUUUGCUCAGAACCCUCCUCCCCGCAAUUUAUCAGCCCACACAGCUCUCGCCGCUGGCUUCAUCUCCUCUCACGCCGCUGCGGGCCGUCGCGUUGUCCUCGUCACAUCGGGCGGCACUACCGUCCCUCUUGAGAAGCAGACUGUUCGGUACAUCGACAACUUCAGUGCUGGAACUCGUGGUGCUACGAGCGCCGAGUACUUUCUCGAAGCUGGAUAUGCCGUCAUCUUCCUCCAUCGUCAGUUCAGUCUGCUGCCGUACUCGCGACAUUAUUCGCAUGCUACCGAUUGCUUCUUGGACUUUUUGACUGAGGAUGGAAGUGGAAGAAUUGGUGUGAGGAGUGAGGUGCAGGAUAAGAUGCAGGAGGUGCUGAGAAAGUAUCGCAAGGCGAGAGAUGACAAUAUGCUUCUCACACUACCCUUCGUCACUAUUGUCGACUAUCUCCAUGAGCUGCGAGAAAUUGCCCGGCUCAUGCGUCCUCUCGGUCCAUCUGGUCUUCUCUACCUCGCCGCAGCCGUUUCGGACUUUUUCGUUCCUCCUGAUCGUAUGGCCGAGCACAAGAUCCAGUCAACCAACGCCGUUGAGCAGAAGCGACCAGACGAUGAAGAGACUUUUGAUAACUUUGACUCAUCGCCAUCUGUCCCACGCUCAAAGCGCCUCGUCAUCGACCUCGAUCCCGUCCCCAAGUUUCUCAAGAAUCUCGUGGAUGGAUGGGCGCCAGAGGGUAUGAUUGUGUCCUUCAAGCUUGAGACGGACCCAGCGCUUCUGGUGCGCAAGGCUCGCUACAGUCUUGAUCGAUAUCAGCAUCAUCUCGUUAUUGGAAAUCUUCUGUCUACGCGCAAGUGGGAAGUUGUGUUUGUGAGUCCUAAGAGGGAAGAUAACUGGGUGCGUGUGCCCAGGGAGGGCGGUUGGGGAGAAGCUGAGGGCAGGCCGCUUGUGGCAGAGGAGUUGCCAGGUCAGGAACCAGAUGUCGAGAUUGAAUCGCUCAUUAUUCCUGCGGUGCAAGAGCUUCAUGGUGAGCAUAUCAAGGCGCAGAAACAGAAGUAGGCCAUGCUCUCGGUUCAAGAAAAUUGCGGAAUACCUAGAUAGAAUGCUCUGUACAACGAGGUGAGCAAAAGCAUACAAAGCAAUAACUAUGAUAUUUUCCUACGUAUUGUGGUAUCUAUGUAAAACAACUCGCAGCAAUGAUAUUGACAUUCUUAACUCUUUUUAGUAUCCAGAACUCCGUUCCCAAGAUAAAUGCAAUACUUUUAAAGGUGUCAUGAUUUUGUGUGUUCAGUUCUCGAUAAAAGACGACAGCCGUUCAGUCUCGAGGUUUGAUUCCGUUAGAUGCUGAUGUGCUCGAUGAAUGUUCAAAGGGCAGCCUUCCAGUUGUGCCAGCCCAACAGAGUGACCUUGGCCAGGAAGAGUGAGAUCAUGGAUGCCACGUAAACGGCACCAGUCAAGAUGAUUAGACCCCAGUAUUCACCACCAUUGGCUUGGACAAUGCUACCACCAAUGGGAAUACCGAUCAGACAAGCAAAAGACACGAUUGUAUAUGCCGUAGCAUAAUAGCGUCCAUACUCUUGCGUCUUGCACAGUCGACCAAUACAGACAGGCGCAAUGGCAAUGGACGUUCCCGAGGAGAAACCAAACAACACGGUGAAGAUAAUGACACCAGCUGUGGUUCCACCAAGAGGUAGCCAUACGCAGAAGCAGGCCACAAUGGCAAGGAUCACAGCCAGGAUGCUGACGUUAAAAGGACCGAUCACAUCGGCAUAGUAGCCAGGCAAAAGUCGACCGAUGACCGAACCAGCGUUGAGGAUAGGGAUGAGGUUGUAGGAAAAGUCCUUUCCGAAGCCCUUGUGCAGCGCAUAUGUCGAGAUGUAGCCGAGAGGAAUGAAGAGGGAGAACUCCAACAUGAAGACGCCAAUCGUGGUGAAGAGGAAAGGCAGACUCUUGAAGAUGAGAAAGUUGGGGUGCGCAGUAGCGUCCUUGGCGGGUGGAAGUCGGGAUUUGAGAAGGCAGAUACCGAUCAAACUGCAGACGAGGCAGAUGAGAGCAAUGACUCGAGUUGCCCAUCCGUAACCAAUCUUUUCGAUUAGCCUCGUCAACAUGAAAGGGUAGAUGAUACCACCCAAUCCACCAGCAGUAGAUGCAACACCAGUCGCUAGUCCACGUCGAGCCUUGAAGAAGUGGCCUACAGCAGCGAUCGAGGGGGUGAAGAGUAGUGAUGAUCCAAAACCGCAGAGGAGGCCAAAGGCGACGACAAAGUGCCAGAGUUCUAUAACAGUCAGCACAUCAACCCACAAAGCCAAAGAGAACUUACCAGUCGCAAAACUCAUAAAGAUCAUACCACCAACGGUGAACGCAGCGCCAGCAAUGACAAGCCAUCUCGGACCAUACUUAUCAAAGACAGGACCAAUGUACACACCGCAGAAGAAGGCGAGAAAGGUGUAGAUAGAAAAGAUCCAACCAACGGUACCCUCGCUAUACUCUGUGAGUUGGUUGUCGAGAACAUAGGCCUGAAAAGUGCCGAGGGUGUUCAUUAGUCCAAGCGAAGCGAAUAGAGAGAACCACGAACCAGCGACCACGGACCACGCCUGCAAGCCGCCCUCGGGAUACGUUUCCUGGAACGACGCUGUCGAUGCUGCAGUCGGUUGCUUCUCUAGAUCGGUCCCCGUCUUGCCAUUGUUUUCGUUUCCUUGGUCGAUCUGGUUGACAUGAUCGUUGAUCUCGUCAUCCUCGUAGAGGGCACGAGAUGUGACUUGGUGACAAUCCAUUGUUGGUGGCUCUGAGCAAUCGUAAUGUUCCUUUUCCGUCCCCGAAUACCUAGCACGCUCUUCUUCCUUCUUUUACAAUUGUCGUAGCAUAUCAGAGACGUAGUUGAAAACUCGGGGGUGAAAACAAAAGAUCAGACAUGCUUAAAUAUAAGAAUGAUCGGAUUUCGGCGUGGCCCCGGGUCGAAAAAUCCAGGCCCGCUUUCGGAGUGCGGCCUGAAUUGCCGUAGUGGUCGAGUUUCUCGUUGACAUGAGAGUAAUGAAAACUCAUCAUUUGUUCGUCAAGGUUCUUGAGCUCCACCCUUUACACGGAUAUAUACGGUCGUAAAUCCAACUGAGAGAGACUUGUUGGGUCUAAACCCAAAACAUGGUAGACGCCUUCUCAAUACAAGUCCCAUUGUUAAUGCAGCCCAAUUUGCCAUCUUUUCUCCUCGGAAACGGGGAACGUUGUCGGUCAAGAUAGUCAGCGCACUUGGUCCUCCGCCAUUGAAUUGUGGGUGGUCAGAUGGGUCCUCUACCCCAGCUUUGUCCCUAUGCCGCUGUCUUAACCGGCCUCAACCCCUCGAGCUCGUUUGUUGGUCUGAGUCACAUCGCUCUUCUGAUAGGCUUGAAGAGUCGUGAUUGAAUGGGUUCGCCCAAUUAUAUCCUUUUUGGGAAGCAUUUGGUCGGGGAAUUAUGCAUUACUAUCUGUCAAUUGCAUCAAUGGCACCAUAGCUGGCUGAACUAACCUCCUCUCCAGAAUCAAGCCUCUUCGUCUUCCACAUCCUCCAUAGUCACAUGCCGUGAUGAUUGGCCUUGAUCGGGUCGUGCUUCCGCGUUACGAUCUCCCGUUUUGAGAUAGCCCUCUUGUUCUAGUCGAUCCGCUUCCUCCGGCUCUAUUAAACCUCCUUGACCUUGGCCCUUGUUCAUCUUCAUCUUAACUGCCGUAGGCACAAAUGCCGAAACAGCCUCUUUCCUGAGAUCGCGCACCACAGGCUUGGCUUCGUAUACUGUUUUCGCUUCGACGACUGGCGCUUCCUUCUUUUGUUGUUUGUUCUCGCCGUCCGGCCUUGUUGGGUUCUCCGCCGCUCUCCUUGCUCGUCGUUCGGCAUACCAUUUGUCCAUGACUUCUUUGGGAAUCGGCGGUGGUGUAUCUCGGGGCAUAGGAAUACUCUUGACAUCGUCGGGAACCUCCUCGUCGCUUGUCGUAGCAUCAUUAGAACCUCUGCGCCUCUUCCCUAAUACCCCAGAUCCUGAGUCGUGAUCUCUGUUCCAUCCUCGGCUGAAUGUGGGCGCUUUGUCGCCAAGUGCUUCUCUGGCCUUCUUCACUGCUUUAAGUUCCUUUUCGAGCCCUUCUAAUGUUUGUUCCUCGUGAUGAGUAAGCUUGCCGCCGCUUGAUGUGAUUUUCUUGAGGUCGUCGAUCUGUUUUUGAAUGCGUUCGGGGUUCUUUCGCGAUAGCUUCUCGUUUAGGCGUUCUUGUCUUUCAUGCUUGCCUGUGAUGCCGAUUAGAAAGUCAAAUGUGAUCAUCAGAACUCGUC
This is a messenger RNA of Fusarium odoratissimum NRRL 54006, 4750 nucleotides long. RefSeq lists its product as uncharacterized. The coding region runs from base 424 to 1521 and encodes 365 amino acids. Gene Ontology annotation, molecular function: phosphopantothenate--cysteine ligase activity. Gene Ontology annotation, cellular component: cytoplasm; nucleus. NCBI's taxonomy places the organism in Eukaryota, Fungi, Ascomycota, Sordariomycetes, Hypocreales, Nectriaceae. The transcript is spliced from 2 exons. The record is from RefSeq and is a predicted model, not a curated record. Gene Ontology annotation, biological process: coenzyme A biosynthetic process.